CAGAAUCCUCACUCCUCCAACCCUAGAGACCAAACUAAAGAGACAACAGGUUUCGGCUCGCCGCAGCGGGAGAGAGUAAAGCCAUAGCUAAACCUUCCGCCGCGGCACCACCGUCAAUUCUCCGAUGGCUCGUUCUAUCUCCAACGCCAAGUUCGUCUCUGCUUUUGUGCUGGACAAAGUCUCUGUUUCCAGGAGCUAUAAGGCGGCGGCAGCGGCGGCGCAGGGGUCUGUUUCCGGCGUAGCAGGGAGGAGCAACGCGAUGCUGAAGAAAGGAGGGGAUGAAUCGGGGAAGAGCACCACCUCCUGGAUUCCGGAUCCCGUGACCGGAUACUACAGACCGGAGAGCCACGCUAACGAGGUCGACGCUGCCGAGCUGCGUCAGAUGCUCUUGAAGAACACCACUAGACGACAUUAAACCACAUAUUUACUACAUUCCUAAUACUAUGUUGUUCCACUGAUAUGAUGUUUACUUCCUUUCCUAGCAACCCCGCCCAGACAUAUACUGGUUCCGGGAAAGAAUAGAAUGGAUAUGUGUUUCUUUUUCUUUUCUCCGGCUUCUUAAUAGAAUUACCUAAUACCUACUGCCUAGCAUUUGAUGAAAA
Messenger RNA from Ipomoea triloba (trilobed morning glory), 602 nucleotides. RefSeq names its product protein SENESCENCE-ASSOCIATED GENE 21, mitochondrial-like. Gene Ontology annotation, cellular component: mitochondrion. The coding region runs from base 125 to 415 and encodes 96 amino acids. The transcript is spliced from 2 exons. Lineage: Eukaryota; Viridiplantae; Streptophyta; Magnoliopsida; Solanales; Convolvulaceae. The record is from RefSeq and is a predicted model, not a curated record. Gene Ontology annotation, biological process: response to stress.